AUGACUAACGAAAAGAAAGUAACUUUUUUGCAAGACAUCAAUGAGAAUUCGAUUGAUUACGCCAUCAAGGUUAACAUAUUGCAUCUUUGGAAGUGUUUUUUUCACAAAAAUUCCACUAAUGCAUCCAGCCUUGAUAUGAUUUUGGUAGAUAAACAGGGCACAAAGAUAUAUAGCUCAAUACCUUACAAUUUGAUUAAAGAUUUCGAACAUCUACUUGAAGAAGGAGGGUUCCGAUUAAUCUCAAACUUUGAAGUGAAACCCAAUAAAUCAUCGUUUGUGUUAGCUAAACACCCAUGUAAGCUAAACUUUCUGAAAGAGACAUCUGUUUCUGAUGCAACUGCGUUUGAAAGCGUUGGAGAGCUUUUUGAAUUUUGUUCGUUUGAACUGAUUAACAAAGGCAAUGUUGAUGCGAAUGCAUCUUUUGAUAUCAUAGGUCAAGUUAUUGAGAAUAAACCUCUUCGUGUCAUGGGAACCGGCAACCUUACAAGACAUAUUCUUGAAUGUCAACUUCGGGAUGACAAAGGGACUAUUGUAUCAUGUGCCUUGUGGGAUAACUAUGCAAAACAAUUCCUCGAGUAUGUCUCAACUAACAAAAACAGUGACGACCCUGUGAUAAUUCUCUUACAACUCGCAAGGUUUAACAUCUGGAAGAAGAAACCACAAGUCUCCAAUUGCAUGUAUGGAGCAAAGCUUUAUAUCAAUGAAAACAUGAGGCCUAUACUUGAAUUCAAGGAGAGUUUAAAAGGAAAACGUUUUGGAAUGGAUUCCUCUAAACAAUAUCCAAAACUUUUAAGCAAAGUGAUACUAAUCAAGCCUCAAGAUUCUUAUUUGAAGUUUCCUUUGAAGGGCAUUGUUGAGUUGCUUCGUAUAACAGAGCCUACUACAUGUGUUGUUGUUGGGAAGAUAACAAGCAUCAUAACUGACCAAGGUUGGAACUACUUAGCAUGUUGUAAAUGCAAUAAGAAGGGCGAUACCCAUCAUAUAUACCCAAAUGAAUUUAACUCUAUUCUCGACAAAAGGUAUGUGUUGAAAGUUGAGAUCAGCAAAUUCAACGUGAAAAACAAGUACAAAAUAUUCACGGUCUUUAAUCUUUCAAAUGAUGCGGAUGUCAUAAACUCUGUUUUGGACCAGCCUGGAACCAAAGAGAAUGCAAUAAACUUGGAUGAUGAGAGCGACCAGGAUGAAGUUGGAAAUUUGAAAGACCCAAAAAUCGAGGAAAGUCCCAAUGCUCUGACCAAAAAGAGGGAAAACGACGACCAAGAGAAUGAAGAUGCCAAGUAUAAGAUCCCAAAAAUUGAGAAAGACUGA
This is a messenger RNA of Erigeron canadensis, 1308 nucleotides long. RefSeq lists its product as uncharacterized. Bases 1 to 1308 code for a protein of 435 amino acids. The record is from RefSeq and is a predicted model, not a curated record. NCBI's taxonomy places the organism in Eukaryota, Viridiplantae, Streptophyta, Magnoliopsida, Asterales, Asteraceae. The transcript is spliced from 9 exons.